GAAGAGGAAGGACAAGACUGAGGAUAUGCCCGCUGAGGAGGAUCGUGUAGUAACCGACUCUUCACCCCCUGUCCCAAAAAUCCAUGGGUUCGAGAACGAGAUCAAGUCCCUGAAGCACUUCUUGUUGGAUCAAAAGGUUAACAAGGAGUUCAAGAGUCUAGUGAUUGUCGGAGAAUAUGGUGUUGGGAAGACAGCAUUAUGCAAGAUGAUCUUCAAUGACAAAGAUGUGACGAGUGUUUAUGCCCCGAGGAUUUGGGUUUCCAUGGACAGAAAGAAGGGUCAAAACAACAACCCUGAAAAGGAGAGACUUCAUGGGAAGAUAUAUGUGUUGAAGAAGAUCUUGACAGCUCUCGGAGUCGAAGAUUCGAUCCUCGAAACUAUCCGUAGAGAUGCUAAUAAUGAAGUUAAGGAGAAUCAGGAAAAUGCAAGCAAUCAAAAAGCUGGAGAAAUUGAUAGAGAUACGGCGGAUGAGAAGGAGCUCUCUGCUCUGCUCUAUGCACUUCACUUGAGUCUGAGGUGGAAGAAGUAUCUGAUUGUCUUUGAUGAUGUGCGAGAAGAGGACCACUGGGACGAGAUUCUUCAGAACGACGAGGAGAAACUCAAGAAGGAGAAGAAGUGGGGAAAGUAUCUGUCAGAUGGAUUCCCUAAAGGAUCUGGUGGAAGAGUCAUAUACACGACCAGGAAUGAAGAUGAGAAGGAUACUCUAGCAAAGAAGCUAGUUGCAGAGGAACAUGAGAUACAUCGUCUUUGGCCGCUGACUGAUACUGGGAGUGUCUGGAACAUAUAUGAAGAAGCCCUCAUAAAGAAUGGGGAAAAGCCUCCAAGGAAUGACAAGAAAUGCAUAGAUGAGCUGAUGAACAAGUCUCGUGGUCUUCCUUUAGCUGCUAGUCUGUUGGCUGAGCUUCUUCCCGUGUUUAUUGACGAUGAAAAAACUGAAGAGAACGGUUCUGGAACUCCCGAAUCAGACAGCAACACCACACCAGAAGAGAAUGCAGCUAUUCCAGCUCAGCAGGCUUGAGAUGAUUGAAGAGCCUUUUUCCAUUGUGUUUUUUUUAUUUAUCUGCUUUUGUUUGUCAUGACUUAUUGUUUGUGUUUCUCUGGUUUGUUGUUGUCUUUUUUUUCUUCCCUUCUGUUGUAUCAAUAAUCCAGAAUCUCCGACUAGAGUUUUCAAUGCCAUAUGUUUCUUUGUCUGAAAA
Molecule: messenger RNA, 1196 nt
Organism: Camelina sativa (false flax)
Lineage: Eukaryota; Viridiplantae; Streptophyta; Magnoliopsida; Brassicales; Brassicaceae
Source: RefSeq, a predicted model, not a curated record